Drosophila guanche is the source of this 710-nucleotide messenger RNA. RefSeq lists its product as uncharacterized. NCBI's taxonomy places the organism in Eukaryota, Metazoa, Arthropoda, Insecta, Diptera, Drosophilidae. The transcript has a single exon. The coding region runs from base 63 to 659 and encodes 198 amino acids. The record is from RefSeq and is a predicted model, not a curated record.
CGAACGUAGAUGCUUUGUAUAUAUUUUCAAAUUUACGAGAAAGUAUUGUUAGAUUUUUAAGAAUGCUGCUAUCGGGUUUUUUUGUAAUAAUCCUCGUGAUCCUCCGCACCUCGGUGGCCCUUGAGGUUAUUCCCCACGACAGCAGCUGCCUCCCAUUUCAGAACACUCCAAUGAAGCAGCUCUGCAAGGGGACCUACACCACCGAUCUGUUCCUGCGCUACCAGGACAGACUGGCUGCCAUAAAUGGCCAAUACAAGAUAUUUUACCACAACCAGGGAGCUGCCUACUUCCUGUUGGUUUCCUUCAACGAAUCCCCUCUGCAGUGGUGCAAUAGCACCAUUUUAAUAGACGACAGUCUGGACUUCUACUGCGGCGGAAGCCGCAGCCCCCUACUGCUGCCCGGCUCGAUGAUCUACUGCCAAAUCUACCAGAUGAGCUACAUAGACGAUCUGGUGCACGAGUGCACCAACCCGAAAAUCAGCAACUUCCCCACUUCGGACGGAUCGACAGCUGUUCACUAUGGUGCCAUCUCCCGCUGGAGCACACAGGAUGAGCUAGAGUUCGGACUGGGCCUGCAUUCGGCGGCAGAGGGCCAUCCCGGACCGUACCGCUUCCUUGCGGUGCUAAUCUGCCUGACACUGGCUCUACUCUCGAAAUGACUUGUCAUUUGUCAUACACAAAUAAAGUUCGAAAUUUAAGUUGCUUCAAAA